UCGUUUCAAUUCGUAUAAAAUGUGAAACGAAGAGAGUUAUAUAUAGAGUUAUACAUAUUUUUUAUUUUGACAAAAUGUAUAGGUAUGGAAUGUUAUGGUGAACUUGAUUGUACAACAAUCAUUGAAUCUCUGAAUAAACAGGGUCAACUAUGCAACAGGAAAAACAUAGCCAAGUCAUAUGUUAAAAUUGGAAGAGAUGAACUACGUGACAUCGUAUUAAAAGUCAAUUCAGAAUCGUUUAUUCUCAAAGAUUUUAAAAUUCUACAACGGUUUGCCAAGGAAGGCAAGGCAACUCUCCUAUUUACCAAAUUAAAUAAAAACAUCUUAUUUUCUAAUGCACCUCCAGAAAAAUUAUUGGUAUUUUUAAAACUGCUUAGAAUUAAAACCGGAAUUCAGUCAACUAACGCUACAGAUAGAAUGAGACUAUAUUCUUCAGCUGCAAAAGCCUUUGAAGACAUAAGCCCAUUAACAGUACAUGAUGUAAAGAAAUUUCAGAACCGUACUAAUUUGAAAAGUCCAAUCCAGUCUUUGCCUUUGAAAAGAAAAUCAACUGACAUUACGCCAGUAAGAGUUACCAAACGAGGACUGGAAUGUGUUGAGGGUAAUGCACGGAAGAAACUACACUCUGAGCCUUUACAACUUGUUAAACUUGGACGAAACCCGGGUCAGAUGCAAAAAGAAAUAAUAACUUCCUCGCAACUUGACAGUUCAAUAAUGGUCAAAAAAAGAGUCAACUUAUCUGGAAAGCUAACCGGGGAACAAACUCAAAUAUUAAAAGCCGUCAGGCAGGGGUACAAUGUAUUUUUUACUGGAAGUGCAGGCACUGGAAAGUCAUAUUUGUUGAAAAAAAUUAUUGGUUCUUUACCACCAGAAGGUACAGUAGCAUCAGCAAGCACAGGCGUGGCAGCUUGCCAAAUUGGUGGUGUGACGUUGCAUUCCUUUGCAGGUAUUGGUUCCGGAGAGGCAUCAAUUGAGCAGUGCAUAAAACUUGCAUCCAGGUCAUCAGUCAUUCGCAACUGGAAACGAUGUAGCACAUUGAUCAUAGAUGAAAUAUCAAUGGUGGACUCGUCUUUUUUUGAGAAACUAGAGAAGAUUGCAAGAAUUAUCCGCAAGGAUGAUCGUCCUUUUGGUGGCAUUCAACUGGUUCUGUGUGGUGAUUUCUUGCAACUGCCACCAGUUCAAGAAAAAAGCUUUUGUUUUCAGUCGAAGUGCUGGUCAGCCUGUGUUGAGAUGAAGUUUGAGCUAACAGACGUGAAACGCCAAAGUGAUCAAGAAUUUGUCAAUAUUUUGCAGUAUAUUCGUGUUGGAAAAUGUCCAGAACACAUCUACAAAAAGUUGUUAGAGACACGUCACCACCAAAUUGAGAAAUGUGGAAUCCAACCGACAAGACUGUGUACUCAUAAAGACAGUGUGGAAGAAAUCAACAACAUAAAAAUGACCAAUCUGAAGGGUGAGAAAAGAGUUUUUUAUGCCACCGACAGUGAGACAGCAUACAGCACACAAAUGGACAAGAGUCUACAAGUUCCUUAUAAACUUGAAUUGAAAGAAGGUGCCCAGGUUAUGCUGACGAGAAACUUGAACGUGGCUGUUGGUCUUGUGAAUGGCGCAAGAGGAGUGGUAACUAGGUUCGCAGCCGACAAAGAUGGGAUGCCAUUUGUAAAGUUUUCUGAAGGUUCCGAAUUGCUUAUGAAGAGGGAAAAGUUUCCAUUUAAAACAAAUAGUGGCGUGGUCACACGAUCUCAAAUACCACUAAAGUUAGCUUGGGCUAUCUCAAUUCAUAAAAGCCAGGGCCUAACAUUGGACUGUUGUGAAGUUUCAUUGUCUCGUGUGUUUGAACACGGUCAAGCCUACGUGGCCCUCUCCCGGGCGAAGAGUUUGGACGGACUGCGUGUACUUGACAUCACUCCGAACUGUGUAAAGGCUCAUACUGAGGUGUUAAAGUUUUACAUUCGCCUGAGAAGAGAAAUUCGAAUGAUGUCGGUGGAGGACAAAGAAAACGGCGGUGAUGAAUGAUUGAUGUUUUUUGUAACGUUAAUUCUUGUAAUUUUGGUUUUAUAGUUUUUUUGAAAACACAAGUGAGGGAAAAAAUCCAAGCUUGUUAUUUUGGUGCCUAUACCUAGCCUCAAGUAUAUCUAAUAUUACAAAUUUUUGUUUUUUUUACAUAUGAUGAUAUAUAAACUUAUAUUAAACAUUCCGACAAUAUUUCAUCUAUUUUUAUUUGUUGCAUGACUUUAAAAAGUAUUACAAAGUAUUGCCUUGUAUUGUGCCGCUUACCCUCCUUCUCAGAGAUCCAUGAGACGAGUUAUUGCUACAUUUUCAUCUUGAAGAUGCAUAUGAUAUUUUUAGAAAGCUUUUUAAGAUGUAUUUUUGUUAUUUUUAGGUUGUAUUUAUUUAUAAUAUUUUAAAUAUAUAAUUCUAUGAUAA
Molecule: messenger RNA, 2424 nt
Organism: Hydractinia symbiolongicarpus
Lineage: Eukaryota; Metazoa; Cnidaria; Hydrozoa; Anthoathecata; Hydractiniidae
Product: ATP-dependent DNA helicase PIF1-like
Exons: 8
Coding region: 85-2013 (642 amino acids)
Biological process (GO): DNA repair; telomere maintenance
Molecular function (GO): ATP hydrolysis activity; DNA helicase activity
Source: RefSeq, a predicted model, not a curated record